AUGGCGACUAAUACGAAGAUUCUUCAUUCUCUGAUCGUCUUCCUCAUAGCGAUUUCUACAGUCCACGCUGUUUCCGCAGAUUCGAUUAAAGGCUGCGGUGGUUUUGUCGAGGCGAGUUCGUCUUUGGUUAGGUCUCGGAAAGGAGCUGAUGGGAAACUGGAUUAUUCUCACAUCACGGUUGAGCUUCAAACAGUAGAUGGAUUGGUAAAGGACAGUACACAGUGUGCUCCAAAUGGUUACUAUUUCAUCCCUGUAUAUGACAAGGGCUCGUUCAUUCUCAAGAUAAAUGGACCUGAGGGAUGGUCAUGGAGUCCAGAUAAGGUUCCUGUUGUCGUUGACGAAUCUAGUUGCAACAACAAUGAGGAUAUUAACUUCCGCUUCACGGGUUUUACAUUAUCCGGUAAAGUCCGUGGAGCUAUUGGUGGAGAGAGUUGUUCGAUUAAGAAUGGAGGCCCAGCUGAUGUCAAUGUUGAAUUAUUGUCUUCUGAUGGAGAUUCCAUUGCUUCUGUUCUUACAUCGUCAGAUGGGAGCUACUUGUUCAAGAAUAUUAUUCCAGGAAAAUACAAUAUCCGUGCAUCUCAUCCAGAGCUGCAAGUUGAAGUCCGCGGUUCAACAGAGGUGGAACUUGGAUUUGCAAAUGGCAUGGUGGAUGACAUAUUCUUUGUCCUUGGUUAUGAUCUGAAGGGGUCUGUUGUUGCUCAGGGAAAUCCAAUCCUGGGAGUUCAUAUAUAUUUGCAUUCAGAUGAUGUUUCCAUGGUAGAUUGUCCCCAAGGAUUUGGUGACGCUUCUGGAGAAAGGAAGCCUCUCUGCCAUGCUGUAUCCAAUAAGGACGGAAUAUUCAGUUUCAAGUCCAUCCCAUGUGGAAAAUACGAACUGAUACCGCAUUAUAAGGGCGAGAACACGGUAUUUGAUGUUUCACCUCCUGUGAUGCCUGUUUCUGUAGAGCAUCAACAUGUCACUGUUCCCAAAAAGUUUCAGGUAACAGGAUUCUCCAUCGGGGGUCGUGUAGUUGAUGGUAAUUCGAAGGGAGUUGAGGGCGUUGAAAUCUUAGUAGAUGGUAGUGUAAGAUCUGUCACGGACAAGGAAGGUUAUUACAAGCUUGACCAGGUUACAUCAAAUCGAUAUACAAUAGAUGCAGUCAAGGAGCAUUACAAGUUCGACAAACUGCAGAAGUUCAUGGUUUUACCAAAUAUGGCUUCACUUCCAGAGAUCAGUGCUGUAUCCUAUGAUAUCUGUGGUGUGGUGCGAAUGGUUGGUUCUGGUUACAAGGCAAAGGUAGCUUUGACUCAUGGACCCACAAAUGUCCCACCGCAAAUGAAGCAUACAGAUGAGAGUGGAGCGUUCUGCUUUGAGGUUCCACCAGGCGAAUAUAGGCUGUCUGCUUUGGCUGCUACACCAAAGAGUGCUUCUGAGCUUUUGUUUUUGCCAGCGUAUGUGGAUGUUGCCGUCAAAAGUCCAUUGUUGAACAUAGAAUUUUCUCAGGCCCGAGUCAAUGUGCAUGGUUCUGUUACUUGCAAGGAGAAAUGUGGUCCGUCUGUCUCAGUGGCGCUUGUGGGAGUAGCUGGCAAUCGUGACAAGAAGACAGUUUUUUUAACCGAUGAGAGCAGUCAAUUUCACUUUUCAGACAUAUUGCCUGGAAAGUAUAGAGUUGAGGUCAAAAGCAUCUCACCGGAAGACGCAUCUGAGGAAGACAGUUGGUGCUGGGACCGUAGCUCCAUUGACGUGAAUGUUGGAGCUGAGGAUAUCAAAGGGAUCGAAUUUGUCCAGAAAGGUUACUGGAUUAAUAUUAUCUCCACCCAUGAGGUGGAUGCUAAAAUUGUUCAUACUAAUGGAUCACCUACUAAUUUAAAAAUCAAGAAAGGUUUGCAGAAAAUAUGCGUUGAGUCACCUGGAGGGCAUGAGCUUCAGCUUUCUGACUCCUGCAUAUCCUUUGGGAGCAAUUCAAUAAAGAUAGAUGUCUCAAAUCCACAGCCUAUUAAUCUGAGAGCAGAGAAGUAUCUCCUCAAAGGUCUGAUAAAUGUGGAGUCUAGUUCAACCGAGAUUGAGUUGCCAGAGGAUUUCAUUGUUGAUAUGCAAGACAAGGAAGGAAGAGUUAUCAACAGUUUUUCUGCCAAAAUUGGAUCUGAUAGACGUGGCGUUUAUGAGUUCUAUACCUGGGCAAAUCUUGGUGAAAAGAUUAGCUUUGUUCCUCGGGAUUCUAGGGGUAAUGCGGAGAAGAAGAUGUUGUUUUAUCCUAAAGAGCUUCAUGCUGUAGUGUCAAAUGAUGGAUGCCAAGCUUCAGUUUCUCCAUUUACUGGUCGACUUGGUCUUUACAUUCAAGGAUCGGUCUCUCCUCCUCUCCCCGGUGUUAACAUUAAAGUCUCCGCUGCAAAAGACAGCCUUAUUUCUUCACUCAAGAAGGGUGAAGUAGCUGCUGAAACAAGCACAUCGCCAGAUGGUUCAUUUGUUGCUGGGCCUUUGUAUGAUGAUAUACCAUAUUACACUGAGGCAUCAAAGCCUGGGUACCAUAUUAAAAGACUAGGACCACAUUCUUUCUCCUGCCAGAAGCUUGGUCAGAUCUCUGUGCGUGUAUACUCAAAGGACAAUGCCGAUACAUCAAUCACUCCGUUGUUGUUAUCAUUAAGUGGAGAUCAUGGUUACAGAAACAAUUCUAUAUCUGGCGCUGGUGGACUCUUUGUAUUUGAUAGCUUAUUUCCUGGAAAUUUCUACUUGCGUCCCCUUCUUAAGGAAUAUUCUUUCAAACCUUCAACGCUGGCAAUAGAACUGGGUUCUGGGGAGUCUAGUGAAGCUGUCUUUGAGGCUACUCGUGUUGCGUACAGUGCAAUGGGUAGAGUUGCUCUCCUAUCUGGCCAGCCACAAGAAGGCGUUGCAAUUGAAGCUCGUUCUGACUCCAAAGGAUACUAUGAGGAGACUACAAGUGAUGUUAAUGGAAACUAUCGUGUGAGAGGGUUACAUCCAGAUACAACAUACGUAAUCAAAGUAUCGAAAAAACCCAGCUCAGGCAACAACAAAAUUGAACGUGCGUCUCCAGAAUCGGUGUCUCUUCAGAUUGGUUACGAAGAUACCCACGGGAUCGACUUUUUGGUCUUUGAACAACCAGAAACAACCAUAUUAACAUGCCAUGUCGAAGGAAAACAGAACGAAGAACUAAACUCGAAUCUGAUAGUGGAGAUUAAAUCAGCCAUUGAUGAAUCUAAAAUAGAGAACGUCUUUCCGCUACCACUUUCCAACUUCUUCCAAGUAAAAGGAUUAUCCAGAGGUAAACACCUUGUGCAGCUUAAAUCCAGUCGUCCGUUAACCUCACAUAAAGUAGAAUCAGAGAUCAUCGAAGUUGAUUUCGAGACAAAUGCCCAAAUCCAUAUCGGUCCACUUCGAUACAGCAUCGUAACAGAUCAUCAGAGUCAGGAAGUAACACCUGCAGCUAUACUACCGCUGGUUAUCGGCGUUUCGGCAGUUGCUCUGUUCAUCAGCAUCCCAAGGUUGAAAGACAUAUACCAAGCCACGGUUGGGAUUUCGUCUCCCGGGUUCAGUGCAUCUGCGAAGAGAGAUCAACCUCGAAAAGCUGUUGCUAGAAAGAAGACAUUCUGA
Arabis nemorensis is the source of this 3588-nucleotide messenger RNA. The record is from the annotation of a GenBank genome assembly. Lineage: Eukaryota; Viridiplantae; Streptophyta; Magnoliopsida; Brassicales; Brassicaceae.